Molecule: messenger RNA, 4166 nt
Organism: Cuscuta europaea
Lineage: Eukaryota; Viridiplantae; Streptophyta; Magnoliopsida; Solanales; Convolvulaceae
Source: the annotation of a GenBank genome assembly
AUGCCCACACGCCGAAUUUAACAACCCUUUUCGAUUCCGACUGUUCUCGCACUCUCUUUCCUUAAUGGAGUUGUUAUAGCACAAAAUCAAUCUUCAGAGUAAAAAAAUCGGCUUCCCGCCUAGCCCCUUUCACUGCCGGUAGUCUGAGCAUCAAACAGCUUCCAUCAUAGCGCCUUCCUUUGCUUCCCCGGCGCCCCUGCGGAAAACCACAGUGACGGAAUUUAGUCUAUCUGGUACGCAUCAUAAAACUGUAUUGACGAUUUUCCGCGUUAUAUGAGUUUAAUUUUUAGGAAUUCUACAGUCGGGGGUUGUUUCCCUUCUUUUUCUCCAAUCUAUUUGAAUGGUGCCAUCCGAAUAUGUGAUUUAACUUGAGCAUGAACCAUUAGUGAGGACCGUGGUUACUGGUUAGUUAAGGCUUUUGUUUCAAUUAGGGUUAUAGAAUGAAGAAUCGAUCGCAUGGAAUGGCUAUGCCGAAUCAGCAGGACGACUGGGGUGAUGGUUCGUGGACUGUGGACUGUGUGUGUGGGGUGAAUUUUGACGAUGGAGAAGAGAUGGUGAAUUGUGAUGAUUGUGGGGUGUGGGUGCACACAAGGUGUGUGGGAUAUGUCAAGAGUGAGAAGGUGUUUGCUUGUGAUAAGUGCAAGAAUAUGAACUGUAGGAAUGACAGUGAGGAGACUGAAGUUGCCCAGCUCCUAGUGGAAUUGCCAACUAAGACUUUGAAUAUGGAUAAUCCAUUCAAUCCAAGCUUACCGUCUUCUCAAAGGCCUUUUAGGCUCUGGACAGGGUUGCCCAUGGAGGAUAAGGUUCACGUGCAAGGGAUCCCAGGAGGUGAUCCAGCUUUGUUUCCUGCCAAGGUCUCAUCUAUUUUUGGUCCCCAGCUGUGGAAAUGUACUGGAUAUGUGCCCAAGAAGUUUAACUUUCAGUAUAGAGAGUUCUCCCAUUGGGACACUGAAGUAGAUGAUGAAGAUAAUGAUAAGAAAGGUGAUGUAAAUAAUCAAACCACUGCUGAUAAUAAUGGUGCUGGUGUUCUUUUUUCCUUAUCGAAGGAAAAUAAUUUUCUGGCACCUGUGUCCAACUCAAAUGCGGGAAAAAGUGAUUUGAAGGAUGGGAAAUGUGACAUAUCACUGCCCUCAAAACAGAUAAAAAGGCUGGAUGGUUCAGAUUGGUUGAAUACAAAUGUGAAAAAGGUUACCAAUUCACUGCAUCCCAUUGUGAUACACCAUGGAAAGCGCAAACACACAGGAUUGAAGAUAGAUAAAGAUCAAGGGGGAAAGAAGAAAAAGAAGGGUCAAGUUGCUGAUAAAGGAUACUGUAAGAACAAAGGCUCGUCAAUCAGGACAGCUUGCAAAACUUUAAAUGGAGAGAAAAAAAUGCAAUUUUAUGACGGUAGAGGCUCUAAAGUUGUCCAUGCGGAUUCUAACAGAACAAGCAGCGGAAGUUUGGAAGUCGCUGUGCCCAUUGAUCACCUGGUAGAAGAUUCUCAAAGGUUGGAUAAUGACUAUGGUAAUCGUAGAAGCACUCUAAAUUCAACUGAGCAUCAUUCAAAAAUAUAUCCUUCUGAUGGUUCAAAACAUAAUUCUUCAAGUGAAACACUUCCCCAAGAACAGAGUGAAAAUCCUGGUGUUUCAAAGAUUCAGACCUCACAAAGGGAAACAGAUGAAAAAGAUGGAAUUGCAGCAUCCUUCUUAGAGUUCAGCAAAUCUGUUCGGUUACCUAUUAAAGAGGAGGAUGUUGCUGUUCAUAGAGAGGCUUCAUCAAUUAGUGCCAAGGUUGAAUUGCAUAAGUCGGUGUCUAUUGCAAAAGCCAAUGUAAGUGAUGAUUUUGGAGUUAAGAGUCUUCAAAAUUGUCAUGAUUUGACUGGUGAUAACAACACAUAUUGCUCUUCAGUGCCUGAAAUUAAUUUUAAAGCUGAUGAUGCUCGUGGAGACAUUGAUAUCCAUUGUUCAUAUUCAUGUGAUGCAACAUUAGAAAGAACGAGAUCCUCACCCCAUCAUGUAGACACUUCCAAAGUUCAAUUGUUUGAAAGUGUUAAGGUAAAAGCUGACGCUCUUGCUGUUACUUCUCAAGAUAGAUCUCAUAAAGCGCAGAAUGUUGACAGUAGUAGCUCAAUUCUUGACUAUAAUAGAAUGAAAAAUGCUGAUGGGUUAUCUCGUGAUACUUUCCCAUCUAAUCAAGAAUCAACAUUAUCUGAAGGUGCUGAGAGAUCGAAGUAUUCAUCAGGGCAACUUAAACAUUGUAGUACACAACGUGCUGUAGAUUCAGCAGCUAAAAUCAGUGCAACAACUACUAGUAUAGGGAGUGCUCCAAGUCAGCGUAAAGUAAGAGUAACUAUGGGGAAAUCUUCUUCAACUUUAAUUCUCAAACCUUCUGCUUCUGAGAGCGUGCAGAAGGGAAUUCCUGACAAUAAUCUUAGCAAUAAAAGGGAGGAUACCACAAUUAAUGUGGUUGAAGAUGAAGAGGGGCAUGAAAUAUCAAGAGUGGCAAGCGAGUUACCAAAGUCCUCGGUUGGUUCUGCCUCACAACACCAAAUGAGCAAGAUCACAUAUAUUUCUUCUUCUAAGAGGAAGGCCUUGUCCGAUUCAAAGGAUCUCAUGCCUCAUUCAUCCCAUAGAAGCAUUUCGGUGAGAAAUAUGUCUGCUAAUUCAGGCUCUGGUGAGUCUUCCAGUUCGUUGCAAAGUGAAGAGGCAUCAAGCAUACAGAAUAAACCUUCAGCCACAAAUUUACCUCAAAAAGGUGAAAAGGUGAACCAGUCAGGAAGCCAACCUUCUUCAUUAAAAGCAAGUGGAACUGUGAUGCAUCCUCCAACAGUGACAUCCUCUACUGCUGUGCUGAGCGAUGAAGAGCUUGCAUUACUUUUGCAUCAACAACUCAAUAGCUCUCCUAGAGUUCCUCGGGUCCCACGUAUGCGUCAUGCUGGUAGUUUACCUACAUUAACUUCCCCAGCAGCUACAAGUAUGCUAACGAAGCGAGUAUCUAGUGGAGGAAAAGAUCACGACUUGUCAUCUAGAAAAAGAAAGGAUUCGGGCAAAGAUGGUUCCAUCAAUUCUCAAGAGGGGGCAGAUGAAUCUACUAAAAAAAGGGAGGGAUUAACUCCUGGUUAUAAAAGACAAGAUACUAAUCAUGACAAGCGAGAAACAGACUCCCGUUCUUCAAAAAGUGUGAUUUCUGUGAAGAAGACUACUAGCCCUUCAUCAUCAGCUGUAGCUGGGAGUAAUGAUGUUCCUUCCUCCCAUGAAGCCAAAGAACUUAACUUGUCCUCUCAUAAAUCACAGAGAAAUACCAUUUGUGAUGAUGAUGAUGCUAGAGUUUCUGGCCGGCAUUCUCCUCGUACAUUACCAGGUUUGAUUGCUGAGAUAAUGAGCAAAGGUGAACGGAUGAGAUAUGAAGAACUCUGCAAUGCUGUUCUGCCGCACUGGCCACACUUGAGGAAACACAACGGAGAGCGUUACGCCUACUCAAGUCACUCUCAGGCAGUUCUUGAUUGCCUUCGAAACCGAAGUGAAUGGGCACGCCUUGUUGAUCGUGGUCCCAAGGGCGGUCCCAAGACAAACACAAGUAGAAAGAGGCGCAAUUCCCAAAGUAAUGAGUUGGAUGAUGAGAUCGAAGAUGGAAGUGCGAGCAAGAUUUUGGAGUCACAGCAGGAAGAGUUCCCCAAAGGUAAGAGGAAAGCCAGGAAGCGAAGGCGUCUUGCUCUACGGAGGGGAAGAGGGAUAAAAAAUGAUGUUAGAAGAAGGCAUCAUCGGACUGGGGUGGUUAGUGAUGACGAUGAUGACGAAACUUCUUCUUCACCCUCAUCCAACUCUAGUGAUGAUGAAAUCACAUUUAGUGAAGAUGAUGAGAUGGAAUGCACUAUGACCUCUCCGGCUACAAAAGACACGUCUUCUAGUUCAGACGAAUGAACCAUGUCUGUUUUCUUAUAAUCUUCUGUUUGAGCUUAGGUGAACUUUUUUGUAUUUGUAUAUACCUGUAGCAAUAGUCUUUUGCUUUCAGCUAACAUUUAGUUGGUAUGCUUUUAGGCUCUAGUAAAAAAUGUAACGAAUCAUAUAUGAGCUAAUUGCAAUCCUUCAUUGAAACACCAAUGUAUAGACGUAUAGUGCAGUAUUUUUCUUCUCAUUUUUAGAUUUCCCAAAAUUUCAUUGAUUUUAUUCGAGAGAAAAGUUGCACGA